GUGUCUCUUGUUUAUUUUUAAUAAAAGAGACAAAAAAUUCGUUCUUUUCUCAUUCUACGUACCAAUUAUACAACACAUAUUGCUCAUAUUUUGGAGGUUUUACUGUAUAUUUUUUGAUCUAUCAAUAGAAAGGAUACGAAAUGAAUUCUUCUGAUCGUACGAAAUCCUACUGAUUGAUCAUAUUGCAACUUAUUGUAAUUAUUAAUGUAAGAGAUUUGAGACUAUAAUCAUUCAUACGAUUUUCUUUAUAAUCUUGUACAAUUAUCUGAAAUAAUAAAUAAAGAUGGGAUACAACUGUAAACAAAUUCGAAUUUGUUAACAUGAGCAGUUGAAUCCCAUCAUGAAUUUAUAUACUCUUAGGUUUUCGUCAUCUAUAGAUUUACUAUUUAUCAGUAAAACAUGAGACCCAAAAUUUUGCAUCACUAUGAGUUGUUUUCUUAUCAAUAAGACAACAUAUGAAAAACUAGUACCAUAUAUUUUACAAAAAAUAAACUGCUCUAUUCUUCCGAGAGUUCAACCAAAGAUUUAUAUGCCCGAAUUACUUAUAAACAGUGAAAUUUCAAUUGACGAGUUCUUCACCAUCUUUUUAGGAUUUCUCAGGAAGUGCUUAUCAGAAAACUUUAAAAUUUGUAGAGCAGAUCGCUUUUAGUAUGUAAAACAAAACUUUUCAUCGGCUCAAAGUUUUUGAUUGUUGUUUUCUAUGAGAUAUUUGGAUCUCAAUUCAACAACAUGACUUCCGUUUUUGCUCGCGUUUCUUCAAUAUGUUACGUAUGAUCAAGUUGAAACUUUUCUUUUCUUUUACAGAUAACAAACAUUGUUUAUAAUGGGUACUUUUCUUGAUUUCUUUUUAUCUUUUGUCCUUCAAAUAAAAAAGUUAAAAUAUCGAAAGAAUCUUAAUAAACACAUGUUCUCUUAAAUAGUCCUUUUUAUGUAACAGGUCUCAAACGUCAACAGAUUAUUAUUUUCUGAAAUAAAAAAAGUCAUAUUUCAAACAAUGUCUAGUAUAGGAGUGAACAAAACUUCAGCUCAUUCGGACUUACGAUCGUUGAGGCAUGAGAGUGAAACAAUUUAGAGUUUUUGCUAUUUUGGUUAUAUAAAUUUGAUUUCGUCUUCCGUCGUUUAUAGUUUAAAAAUAAUACUCAUGUUUCGAAAUGUAGUCAAUAGAGAAAUACUCUUUGAGACAAUAAAACAGCCAUAAUAAAUCGACAAUCAUGAACUAAACAAAUCAUGAGUUCAAAAAAGAAGAUGUGUCUUGAAAGUUCCGGAAAUAUACUUUUCGUAUAGUAGAUUUAUAGCUAUUUAGAAUCAAAUAAUCAUGAAAACGAAUAAAUAUAAUCGGUUUUCACCUCAUCGGUACUACUUCUACUACAAGUACCACAUCAACUACUACCACAUCAACAACAUCCACAACUUCAACAACUUCAACUACUAGCACAACAUCAACGACAACAACAACAACAUCCAGUACUAGUUCUACAUCAACCAGUAGCACUAGUUCGACUUCAACAACUAGCACUAGUUCCACUUCAACUACUAGCACUACGUCAGAGACAACUACUACAACAUCCACUAGCACUAGUUCGAGCACAAGCACAACAUCAGAGACAACAACAACAACAUCCACAACCAGCUCUACCUCGACUACUAGCACUACAUCCGAGACCACAACAACGACAUCCACCACAAGUACUACUUCGACAACCAGCACAACAUCCGAAACAACUACAACAACAUCAACUAGUACAAGUUCAACUAGUAGCACAACAUCGGACACCACAACAACGACAUCCACCACAAGUACUACUUCAACAACCACCACAACAUCUGAGACAACUACCACAACAUCAACUAGUACAAGUUCAACUAGUAGUACAACGUCGGAGACCACAACAACGACAUCCUCAACCAGCUCUACUUCAACAACCACUACGACAUCCGAAACAACUACCACAACAUCAACUAGCACAAGUUCAACUAGCAGUACAACAUCGGAAACCACGACAACGACAUCCACAGCAACCACUACUUCAACAACCACCACAACAUCUGAGACAACUACAACCAGUACUUCAAGUACUAGCAGUACCUCCGAAACAACAACAACAACAACCACUACUAGUUCAACUUCAACCACAACCACAACAACAACGGCAACAACUGCUACAACUACAUCCGCAACAACAACAACAACAUCGAUAA
Rotaria sp. Silwood2 is the source of this 2199-nucleotide messenger RNA. Lineage: Eukaryota; Metazoa; Rotifera; Eurotatoria; Philodinida; Philodinidae. The record is from the annotation of a GenBank genome assembly.